AUGGCCUGGGGAGAUUCCUGGUGUCUUGGGUGCUCAUCAGGCGAGGCUCUCACUAAGGAACUCGCUGGGCACUGGGCUUCAGCGGGGGCUAGGACUUUGGCCGAGGACCUCAUUUUGUCUACCGUGAGGCAGGUGAGGUUCUUGAGGAAUCUCACCCAAGGCAUCCAGUCCAACCAGCGAGCUUCCGCCCAGGCCGUUUCGCAACGUGCCAAGGGGGAGCCGCCCGAGAGGCCAGAACUUGCCCGAAAGCGCCCGGCCCAGGCCUCAACGGCGCACCACACGACUGCUCCCAAGAGCAAGGCAAACAAGGACACUAAGGAGGAGUCCCCCGUGCACUACGAGGAGGAGUCGGUUGAGGAAGAGGAGACAGAAUCAGAGGCUGAGGAUCCGAGGCCGGUGGGAGACGGAGCGCGUCGUCCCCCAGAGCCGCCUGGGCCACCACCGGGCAGCCGCACCGCAUCGGCUGGUGGACGUCACUCCAACCGGGCCGAGACAUCAAAGAAGGAAAGCAAACAGAGUCACAGGCAGGGAGAGUAUCUACCGGUUGCCAUGAGCCGACGUGUGCACAAAGAGGGUGAGCAUUUUUCAUUGCUGGAUCUCUUGCAAUGGAGCAGCUUCGCCACGGUCAGGGGAGACAUUGUGGCAUUCGAUUUACGGGACAGUUCACAUCCUACAGACAGUUCGCAAUGGGUUGCUUUCAUGGUUAUCCAGGUUCAGCUCAACAGGGCAGAUGGUUCCUUGACAGUGGAGGCGAAGAGUCUUGGAGGAGAGAACGUGGCGCUCAGCAAAGAGUUGUCGCAACAGUUCAACCGCAAGCGUGGGAGGCUACACUUCUGCGCCUCCGACCCCUGCCUCCACGAGGACCUUGGAGAUAUCCAUGUAAGAAGUUUCAACUGGUACAGCCUCGAGGGCUAUGCAGAGCACCUCACGGUUUCGGCCCUUCGUUCCGCCCGGAAAUGGGCAGAAACACCACGCGAAGCUGGCCUGGAGGAAGUCAGGGAUUCAGAGGACGAGACUCAUCCUGGUUCAACAGCAGAGCAUGGUGGCGACCCCGGACCCGUGCCAGAGGAGCUGGCUGGGGACGAGGCUCCGCCAAGAGCAGGACAGUUUGUUGCUGGCGGCACGGAAGCACGGCAGGGAGGUGACAAAGGCGGGCGACAAGUGAUGAGCCCCUUGCGGGCCCUGGAGCUGGCAGAUGCCGGGCUCAUCGCUAGUUUCACUACAGAUACAAUUCAAAUGGGCUUGGAAGUCUUCACACAGGCGCUGUUGAAUACAAGCACGCUGGGAUCACUGGGGUGCAGCAUCGCCUGGCUUUUAGUGCAUGUGGAGGCUUCGGAGCGGCACGUUUUCACCAGAGCACUACGACAGAUCAUUUUUGAGAGCUGCAAGAUGUCACAAGUCGGACCCCGCCGAGGUUCGAUUUUUCCGAUUCCACUUGGGAAGCUGGAGGGCUUCAAAGGAGUUGUGAUGGCUUCUCGCCUGUCUCAAGUCCAAGAGCCAGGAUUCGCGGAACGCUGGCAGGUGGAGGCCUGGCUGUUCUGCGCCCUGGCUGGGCUUAAUGGGGUGAGCGGUAGUCUACAGCCACUGGCGCCAGGCCCGACCACGAAGGUGCAGGGCCGUGCCGUGGCCUCCUUGACCAGGACAGUGGAGCGUUUUCUUCAUUUGGGAGGCCAGAGGAGACACCCAGGAGGGAAGACAGAAGCUGGCCGGGCACUUCAUGAGCAUGUAGAGGAUGCUUGGGAUCGUGCUGGCUUGGUUUCGUCGGUGAAGAAACGCGUGUCGGAUGCUGAAACAAUUCAAGAACUUGGUGCAUGGAUCGAUGGCUCCUCUCAGACCAUUUCGGUUUCCGGGGAGCGUUUUAUCAAACUCAUCCAGGCCACCCUCUAUCUACUUAACCAAAGAUUCUUGGGAAAGAAACUAGUUCAGAUCGUGGUUGGUCGAUGGGUGCAUGCAUUACAGUUUCGGCGGCCGGUGAUGGGGGUCUUGCAGGAAGUUUGGAACUUCGUUAGUGCUGCACACCCAACACCAAGCAUGGUUCUUAAGACCCGCAGGGAACUAUGGAACCUCAUCCUCCUGGCUCCAUGUGUGCACACUUUCAUGGGAGCGCGCAUCGACUCGUCCACUACGGCGUCCGAUGCCUCCAUGAGGGGAGGAGCGGUAGGUGUCGCAACCGAGCUUGGUGUCGAGGGGCGUGAUUUCGUUCUCAGUUCCAUAGCACGGAGCAGUGAUGUAGGCACAACCCCCAUCUUGGUGCUCUCCCUCUUCAACGGAAUAGGCGGUUGUUUCAGGAUUUAUGACAUCUUGGACAUCAGGCCCUUAGGCUUGAUCUCGGUGGAGCUCUUUGCACCGGCUAAUCGGAUAGUAGAGAAGCGUUGGCCCCAAGUCAAAACCGUGCCCGAUGUGCGGCUGGUUGACUUGGCAAUGGUCAAGGAUUGGCUGCUCGAAUUCCCCUCGGCCCGAGAGAUUCAUCUUUGGGCAGGGUUUCCCUGCGUGGACCUGUCCAGUGCCAAGGCUUUCCGGCAGGGGCUCGAGGGCCCAUCAUCUUCGUUGGUGCAUGAAAUACCGCGGAUCGAGGACCUCCUUCGAAGAGUGUCUGGUUCUCGGAAGCUCAACUUUAUCCUCCAGCAGUUGAACGCGUUGCUUCUAGCUUUCAACAUCUACCUCAUUAUAGGCCAUACAGCCUUAGGAGAGGUGGUGCAACAGACCUCUUUCAACGGAGGUACGGGUUUCUUUGCGGCACCUGGCAAUGUGGAGGACAUGCCCAUCGUGGCGAGCGGCUCCCGGGUGGGGGCGGCCGUCGGCUCGCAGAGGGGACGCCAGGGGGACAUCGCGGCAGAGGGCUUUGCUGCGGCGCGAGGUCACCGUGUUGCUCAUGCAAGGGAUUUGGCAAAGUUGGACAUUGGUGCCGCAAAUAUCGGAAAAGUGGACAGCAUAGAUCCCAACAUUCCUGCAAGACAAGGCCUUGCAUCAUUCUGGAAGUUCAUUGAGCGUUUGGGACCUAUGUUGUGGAUGAUCCUGUUGGCCCUCACGCACGAAGUCAAGAUGCACAUGGUAAUUUCCAGUUCUGUCUAUUCCGACCUCACCACGGUCAUGCCGUCUGAGAACCUUGAGGCUGUGAAGUGUGAGCCGUCGGAGAUACAUCCCAAGCCUGAGGGCGCGCGGCCGAGUCACAAAGUGUUAGACAUGCAACAGGAGGAGCAGCAUCCCCAGUCGCCAGUCUUCCAACACUUCACCACUCCUCCUGGCAGCACUGGAAACCAUUCCAGUGAAGACCUGGGCACCCCAUUGCGUAAGAGCACCACUAGUGGACAGUCCAAAAGAGCAUCUCGGACCUGGGACCACGGUCGCCAAGCACUGAUGGCAGAAGUAGUCCAGAAGCAGAAGAAGAAGGUGAAGCUGGAGACCUCAAAGUCAUCCUCUUAG
Molecule: messenger RNA, 3423 nt
Organism: Durusdinium trenchii
Lineage: Eukaryota; Dinophyceae; Suessiales; Symbiodiniaceae
Source: the annotation of a GenBank genome assembly